CAGGCCCUGCAGCAGAAGAAUGUGGAGUGUGCCCGUGUCUACGCCGAGAACGCCAUCCGCAAGAAGAACGAGGGGCUCAACUGGCUCCGCAUGUCCUCCCGCGUGGACGCCGUGGCCUCCAAGGUCCAGACAGCUGUCACCAUGAAGGGGGUGACGAAAAACAUGGCCCAGGUGACCAAGGCCUUGGACAAGGCUCUGAGCUCCAUGGAUCUGCAGAAGGUGUCGGCGGUGAUGGAUAAAUUUGAGCAGCAGGCUCAGAACAUGGUGAUGGAGGACUCCAUGAGCUCUGCGACCACCCUGACCACGCCCCAGGAGCAGGUGGACAGCCUCAUCGUCCAGAUCGCCGAGGAGAAUGGCCUGGAGAUCAUGGACCAGCUGAACCAGCUCCCCGAGGGGGCCUCGGCAGUGGGGGAGAGCUCCGUGCGCAGCCAGGAGGACCAGCUCUCCCGGAGGUUGGCUGCCCUGCGGAAUUAA
Molecule: messenger RNA, 474 nt
Organism: Chaetura pelagica (chimney swift)
Lineage: Eukaryota; Metazoa; Chordata; Aves; Apodiformes; Apodidae
Gene: CHMP1A
Product: charged multivesicular body protein 1A
Exons: 4
Biological process (GO): late endosome to vacuole transport; endosome transport via multivesicular body sorting pathway; protein transport
Cellular component (GO): ESCRT III complex; multivesicular body
Source: RefSeq, a predicted model, not a curated record